This is a messenger RNA of Ctenopharyngodon idella (grass carp), 2924 nucleotides long. Its product is annotated as titin homolog. Lineage: Eukaryota; Metazoa; Chordata; Actinopteri; Cypriniformes; Xenocyprididae. The record is from RefSeq and is a predicted model, not a curated record. The transcript has 6 exons. Gene Ontology annotation, molecular function: protein binding. Bases 30 to 2924 code for a protein of 964 amino acids.
CACAUGUUUUAGAAGCAAAGAACCAAGAUAUGGACAUAAAACAAACUGUAGAUACCACUUUAAAUAUACCAGAUUAUGGCUUAGAUCAACCAGUCUUCAAAACAUCUCAAGAACAACCAUGUAAUUUAAAGGAAAAGAACGAGUAUUUUAAAUUGGAUUCAACUGUAAAUAAGGAAUCAAAGAAAGAGACAAUUGUGGACAUCAUCUAUAAGCCAUCAGAGGUUGAUGAAUAUCCCAACCAUACGAAUGAAAAGAAGGAACCGAAAAAGAAAUCAUUGGAUAAAAAUGAAAUGCACGAGAAGCAAAAUGUCCAAUCUGAAUUGGGACCAGAAAUUGAAAAGGUUCAAUCCAAGGAUGAACAUCAUGGAAAAAUAACAAAGAAUGUUAAAGAAAAAUCACCAAGUAUUGCCAUUACAGGCCAAAAACCCAAAGAACAAAUAAGUCUUGUACAGAAAACCACAACAUUGAGUGGAGAACUGAAAAAUGUCAAGCAGGUUGUGGAUGAACAUCAUGGAAAAGUACCAAAGCAUGUUACUGAAAAAGCUACAAAUACUGCCACUGCAAGCCAGAAAUUCAAAGAAGAAAUAAUUCCUGCAGAGAAAGCUACAACAAUGUCUGUUAGGGAUGUGCAGAGAGAUUCGCAGGUAGGUGAACCGAAUUUACCAGACACUGAUAGUGGAGAUCUGAAAAAUGUCAAGCAGGUUGUGGAAGAACAUCAUGGAAAAAUACCAAAGCAUAUUAAAGGAAAAGCAACAAAUAUUGCCAUUACAAGCCAGAAAUUCAAAGAAGAAAUAAUUUCUGCAGAGAAAACCAUAACAAUGUCUGUUAGGGAUGUGCAGAGAGAUUCACAGGUAGCUGAACCGAAUUUACCAGACAUUGAUAGUGGAGAUCUGAAAAAUGUCAAGCAGAUCGUGGAAGAACAUCAUGGAAAAAUACCAAAGAAUGUUACAGGAAAAGCAACAAAUAUUGCCAUUACAAGCCAGAAAUUAAAAGAAGAAAUCAUUCCUGCAGAGAAAACCACAACAAUGUCUGUUAGGGAUGUGCAGAGAGAUUCACAGGUAGCUGAACUGAAUAUACCAGACAUUGAUAGUGGAGAUCUGAAAAAUGUCAAGCAGGUUGUGGAAGAACAUCAUGGAAAAAUACCAAAGAAUGUUACAGGAAAAGCAACAAAUAUUGCCAUUACAAGCCAGAAAUUAAAAGAAGAAAUCAUUCCUGCAGAGAAAACCACAACAAUGUCUGUUAGGGAUGUGCAGAGAGAUUCACAGGUAGCUGAACUGAAUAUACCAGACAUUGAUAGUGGAGAUCUGAAAAAUGUCAAGCAGGUUGUGGAAGAACAUCAUGGAAAAAUACCAAAGAAUGUUACAGGAAAAGCAACAAAUAUUGCCAUUACAAGCCAGAAAUUAAAAGAAGAAAUCAUUCCUGCAGAGAAAACCACAACAAUGUCUAUUAGGGAUGUGCAGAGAGAUUCACAGGUAGCUGAACCGAAUAUACCAGACAUUGAUAGUGGAGAUCUGAAAAAUGUCAAGCAGGUUGUGGAAGAACAUCAUGGAAAAAUACCAAAGAAUGUUACAGGAAAAGCAACAAAUAUUGCCAUUACAAGCCAGAAAUUAAAAGAAGAAAUAAUUCCUGCAGAGAAAGCUACAACAGUGUCCUUUAAGGAUGUGCAGAAGGUGUCACCCAAAGUUGAACCAAACUUACCACACAUAGAUAAUGGAGAUCAGAAAGAUGUAAAGCAGGUCGUUUCUGGGGAAUCUGUAAUUCAACCUGAGGAGAUCACAAGUGUGGAUACUGACAAACAGAAGAGUUCUCAAGUUGAGCAUGAUAAUGUGGACACUCCUGGUAUAGACAUAGAUUUUGUGGAUGAGCCAGAGAUGCGUGAGGCUGCCAUUAAGAUACAAGCUGCUUUCAAAGGUUACAAAACUAGGAAAGACAUGCGUCUAGUCUUCAAAGAAGUGUUCAAGAACCAGAAUCUUGAUCUUGGUGGUACUGCAUUCCUGGAGUGUGUUGUGGAAGGUAAAAUCGACACUGUGCGCUGGCUUAAAGAUGGAGUAGAUCUGAGGCCUGGGAAAAGGUACAGAAUCACCCAUAAUGCAGAUGGUAGGUGUUUUCUGGAAAUUUCUAGGGUUACAAACAAAGAUGCUGGAAUCUACACAUGUGAAGUUGCAAACAAGUUUGGAGCAAUUAGUUACAAUGGGAAUGUGAUGGUGGGUAAACCUCAGAAGCCAUCACAAACAAUUCAGACUGCACAAACACCAGGUACAGAAAUUGUCUCUGAUAAAGAGAUUGCUCCAGUCCUAAACACCGAAGAGGAGUCGUUGAGGCUCGUCUAUGACCUACCGGCAGAUGACACCUACAGCAAGAUCCAGGAGAAAAGGAGAAGUCUAAUUUCAGUCAGCUCCAUAUCAUGUUACUCAGAUUAUGACACAGCCCCUGAUGCUGAGACAGAAUACCAAUCUAGGAGAAAAGAGGCAGAGAAGUCAAAACAUGAGGCUCCUACUACUCAGACUUCUGAAGACGAAAGAAGUGUUAGUUUACAACCUCCAAAGACUACAGACCAGCUGAAAGGGAAAGGUUGUGAUUCACUGAGUCACACACCGUCUCCCAAACGCAUACAUUCCUACAAGUCCUCUGCAAAUAAUGAGUCGUUCUCUGAGUCAGAUGGAGAUGAUGACAGAGGAGAGAUAUUUGAUAUUUAUGUGGCCAAAACCGAUUGUCAUCCUCUGGGAGGAAACAAAGAAGCUUUUGUACUAAAGGAAGGCCAGUUUGUGGAGGUCCUGGACUCAUCCCAUCCUGUGAGGUGGCUUGUCCGCACAAAGCCAACCAAGAUCACACCAUCCCGUCAGGGUUGGGUAUCCCCGGCAUACCUAGAAAAGAAAACAAAGGUGAGUGAGUGUGUGUGUGGAAAUGUUUUCAUUGGCCUAUGA